Lampris incognitus (smalleye Pacific opah) is the source of this 4286-nucleotide messenger RNA. RefSeq names its product histamine receptor H2b (gene hrh2b). Gene Ontology annotation, molecular function: G protein-coupled receptor activity. The record is from RefSeq and is a predicted model, not a curated record. Gene Ontology annotation, cellular component: membrane. Gene Ontology annotation, biological process: adenylate cyclase-activating adrenergic receptor signaling pathway. The coding region runs from base 295 to 1389 and encodes 364 amino acids. Lineage: Eukaryota; Metazoa; Chordata; Actinopteri; Lampriformes; Lampridae. The transcript has 4 exons.
UAUGAACAAAAGCAGUGCAAGGAGGCAGAAGAGCACAUGUAUGAUCUGGGCAGGAGGUUAGGUUACAGUGAGUGGACUGACAUUCUGGGAAGGCCAUGUGCUGUAAGGGUAGAGAUUACUUCAGUGGAAGAUGACAACAGCAACCGUGAAAACAAAUGGCGAAGAACCGCCUUUCUUACUUUAGACCCUUUUUACUAUAAUCCUUUUGGUUAAGGCUGUAAUACACAAAUUGGCACAGGGGCUGAUGAAGAAAUAGUGGUUCAUUUUGUGACCCAGUGCCAGAGAAGGGACACCAUGAUCUCCACAGCUCUUCGUUGGCUGGUGCUGGUGUCCUUCAUCAUCCUGACUGUUGGUGGGAACAUGUUGGUGUGCUUGGCUGUGGGGCUGAGUCGUCGCCUGCGCCGGAUCACUAACUGCUUUGUUGUGUCGCUGGCUGUGACAGAUCUCUUGCUGGGUCUGCUCGUACUACCCGUUUCUGCCACCCUGGAGCUUCGCAGCGGGAGCUGGCCUCUGGGGGGAGCCCUAUGCAACAUCUACAUCUCUCUGGAUGUAAUGCUUUGCAUGGCCUCCAUCCUGACCCUGCUUGCUAUCAGCAUUGACCGAUAUCUUGCCAUUUCAGCACCCCUCUGCUACACUCGGAGAGUUACCCACCUCAAGGUGGCCUUUGCCAUUACGGCCAUCUGGACCUUGUCACUGACCGUGUCCUUUGUGCCCAUCCAUCUGGGCUGGAACACAGUGGACUUCAGGGUGCAGCACUUGGACUGGAGCAUGGGGGGUGAGGACAAGGAGGGACGAUACUGCCAGUACGAAUGGAAUAACCACUACGUGCUUUUGGAUGCCUUUUGCAUAUUUUACCUCCCUCUGCUGGUCAUGUGUGGAAUGUACCUACGCAUAUUCAGGGUGGCACGAGAACAGGUGCGUCGUAUCCGUGCUGCCACUCCCGCGGCCACGGCACGAGAACACAAAGCUACAGUAACCCUGGCGGCUGUGCUGGGGGCCUUUGUCAUCUGCUGGUUCCCCUACUUCACUUACUUCACCUGUAUGGGCAUAAGGGAAGAGACAAUCUCCCCGUCCACGAUGCACUCGGUUGUUCUGUGGCUGGGCUAUUUCAACUCGGCUCUGAAUCCCAUCUUGUACCCAGCCCUCAACAGGGAUUUCCGCAAAGCCUAUGGCGAGCUGCUGCACUGCAGGAGGGCAUGGUGCAGAAACAUACAGCACACACUUUCCCGUGUGUCACUGCAUAAAAGGGUGGCCAUCAUGAAUGGACAACAAGGUGCUCAAUUUACUCAGGAAAACACAAUGACAGUUAAUAAGCAAAGCCUGUCUGAAGGGAACAGCCUCACUUUGCAAGAGAGAAAUGGUAACGCCCUCACUGAGGAGCCAAGGUGAAAUGCAGCAGACCUGCAGCAGCAUACCAGCAAAACUACAUGCACAAAUACUGUAAGAUACUUGCUCCAGAACUCUCAAUGCCUGUAUUGUUGUUCAUUUGACAAACAAAAGAACCUGAACUUGAGCUAUCAAGUUCCAAGCAUAAGAGGACAAAAUGAAGCAUCAUAAAUCCAAUGCCUUGGAUAUGAAAUUAACUUUUAACCAGAUGAAAUCAUCAAUAGCUUUUCACCAUCUGUACUAACCUAAAAGCUAUGAUAUUUCUCCAUUUCAGGUCCUAGCUGAUCAACUACCAUAAUAGUUGAUGUCUGCCUGAGGAUAUGUGAGAAACACAGGUGUAUAGCAAAAGACCGGAGAUUUAUCCCUGCAGAAAGUCAACCAAAAGUAUCAUUCACAUUUAUGUAAGUCUUACAAUAUCAAAGCUUUAUUGAGGAUAUGGAAAGUCCCUGCACUUGAUAGCUCAAAUGAGGAAGAGGAAAUAAUGAAAGUCCUGCAGAAUGAUUUACGGGCUUCCUAGCUGUGCGAGGGGAAUGCUGUUCAUGUCGGAAGUGUCAGACUGUAUGAGGACAUCAUAGGCGGGUCAUCUGGAACAUGUCACCUCGAACAAGUAUGGAAGCCAUAUCCCUGGUAGUUGUUUUAAACUGAAAUAUCCAACAAACUGUAUAUUGACUCUGUGCAGCAGCCAUUUAUAGAUACACCAGCAUCCAUUUCGCUGCUUUAUAUUUUGCUUUUAGUUUUUGCAGCCACGUGGGUGCAAAACAUUAGCCCUCUGCUAAAUCGAAUACAGCGGGGUUGCAUCAUCAGAACUUUUGAGGGUUGAGGAGCAAUGUGUGGAGAUGAAAAGAGAUCCUUUUCCAUCUAACCACAAACAGAGGACAUGUUCAGGAUGUCAGAUCAACUUUCUGCACCACAGAGGUUAACAACCUCCUAACUAAUACGUGGUGAGGCCAAGGAGGCAAGAAAGAGAUGAGCUACCCUGGGGUUAAAUUAUCAGAUGAAAACCCAGGUGGCCUAGAGCAAAGCAGUCUUGUUUGCUUGAGUGAAGGCAAGAAGUGUCAAGGUUACCCAUUAUAAUCGCGAAAUGCUGUAAUAAGAAACCCAAGAAGAAAAAAGAAAGCUACUUUAUUUUUGUCAUUGUACAGUUGUUUGGUUACAAUGAAAUUUGUGCACACACAAUUUGUGCUAUGGUAUAGGAGCAGUGGGCAGCUGCAGCAUCCCGGGACAAACUCCAGUUCUUCGUUCCAUUGCGUUGCUCACGAGCCCAGACAGGAGUAUUAACCCUAACAUGCAUGUCUUUUUGAUGGUGGGAGGAAACCAUAGCACAUGCAGAAAACCCAUGCAGACACGGGGAGAACAUGCAAACUCCACACAGAAAGGACCGGGGACGGCCUGGGGCUCAAACCCAGGACCUUCUUGCUGUGAGGCAACAGUCCUAACCACUGGGACACUGUGCAGCCCGGUGACUUCGUGAUGCUGCUGCCUCUGUGCAGUACGCACCUCCUCCCCGGCAGUGAGCACGUGUGUGAUGCAGUCUCUGGGGGCUUCCACCGGGGCAGCACGGGGUCAGUGGUUGGGAAAGCAAAGACUUGAGGUUGACGCACAGAAAAUCUGCAUGUGUAGUGAGGCCAUAGGUCUCCUCUGUGAAAGCGGGGUCCUCAAGAGGGAAGGAGCAGGGCAAAUCAUCAUUGACUCUUUCAGUAGGUUAACUAUGGUAAAAAUAAAAUGUGGUAACCGUGUCAACAUAAAGGUGUCGGGGUGCACACUUGAGAAUUCAAGAAUUUAGAAGAACUUUGGAACAAAAAGGAGAAUUAGUAACACACCAGUCAGGCGUCACACGUUUGGAAUUGAUAUCCUGGCAUCAAUGUAAGCUUUAAUGACCACUUUUCACAUCAGUGUGGUCAGUUCAUUUUGGGCUCAUUUUUCCAGCAAAUUGCCAGUCUAAAUAUAUCUCAUGAUAUGACUUAAGGUUGGAGGCAGAGCAGAACAUUUUGUUUUGCUCUUAGUUUGUAUUUUCUAGUGACUGUGAGUAGAAGAAUAGGGUUGUGCGUGAAUUUCAUAGGUGCUAUGUGUUGAAUGCAAAUAGCUUAUUUAAUUAAACUCCUCGCAAAAUUAUGCUAAACUAUGGUGAAUUCUGAAUAGUCUCAUUAGCAUAAUAUUACACAUGGGUGCUCUAAAAUGAGUAGCUUUAAAUAGGAAAAACGGUUUUGAGAAACGCCAUUGAAUUCACUUGAUAUCUUUAUUUAACCAUGGUGUCCAUAAAAGAAUUUUGUUUUUAUUUUAGUGAUCUAAUUUAUGUUUUCUAGUGAAUAAAUAAUACAAAUUAACCAUUUUUGUAUACAUUUUACAUGUCACAGGACAAAUAAACUACAUAUAGUAGAAAUAUACUGCCCAUUUUUGACACACACACUCUCUCUCUCUCUCUCUGCAGACAUCUCCAACUUAGCUGCUGAGAAAAGAGUGUAAGCCAGUAAUGAGGGAACAGACUAAAGGCCUUAAUUGUCGAGAGAUCUAAUGAUCAACUUGGAUUGUACCAAUGUGCAUGGGGAGAAAUUCAAAUCCAAGUACAGUAGUUAUACAGUUAUUUAUAAACCUUGAGCAUGACAUCAAGGGUACCUCAGUCUUAUGUUGUCAUUAACUUUAUAUUUUACUGUUUUAAAACAUGUUUUUUUUUCUUUGACGUUACAGUCACCAUUGCAGUCUGACUUUAUAUAUGUAUAAUUUGAACUUUAAUCUAGCUACACUGUAAGAAAUGAGGCUCCUGUUACCAAAUGUACAACAUUUGCUUGAAAGCACAUGAUUUUCUGAGUAUAUAUUAUGAAUGAUAAUUUAAAGACAAUAUGUCGUGCUUUUCAUAAAGUAUUACACAAUUCAAUAAUUGCUAAUAUUUGCUGACAUGCCAA